CUUUCUUUAUUAUUUACAUUUUUUUAUUAUAUUACUAGUAUCCUAUUAUAUAGGUAAAGUAAAAAUAAUUGUAUACAAAUUUCCAAUUCGACUCACUCAACACGCCCAACCCCAACUUCACUUUUCUUUAACAUUCAUCUACCAACCCAAAAAAACAAACAUUAUUUCAAGAAUCAACUUGAGCAAAGUUCACUAUAGUCUUUUCAUAAAUAGGCUGCCUUUAACCAUUUCCACACUACCAAAGUUUGAAACACACUCAUUUUUCUCCACACACACUUACUCCAAUGGAUUGGUUCUCAUGGCUCUCAAAAACAGGGCUCGAGCCCACCCUCGUCUACGAGUACGGCCUCUCGUUCGCUCGAAACGAGCUCGAGGAAGGCGACAUCUCCUAUCUCAACCACGAGUUCCUCCAGAGCAUGGGGAUCUCGAUAGCCAAACACCGCCUCGAGAUCCUCAAGCUCGCAAGGAAGGAAAGCAGGAGGCCGGUAUCCCGGAUCCUCAUCGCCAUCAAGAGGACCAAGAGGUGCUUCUCCAAGUACCUCCGUCCACCGUGGGCCCAGGCCCGCGAUGACUCUGCCCUGGCACUUGUUCCCCUGCGCAGCAGCUACAGCGCCCGAUGGAAGGGCGGUGCGCUGCUGAGGAGGAACAAGAGGAUGGCACUGGCCAGCUGGAGCGGGAACCUGGUUGGUGGCAGGGCGCCGCUCCUGCUGACCAAUGGGAGCCCCAUGUUGUUCCACAGCUCGAGAAUCGAUAGCUUCUUGAGCCCGUGGACGAGCGAUCGCCCCCUCGAGGCCGAGGAGGGUGAUCGGAAGGAGGAGGAGGGAGAGGAUUGUGAUGAGUAUUGGUCCCCUGCAGUUGAAGAUAUCAAGUGGGAUGCCAUGUUUCAGAACUUGAAACCUACUUGAAAUUAACGGUUGGUAGCAAUUUCGUAAUAUAUGUUAAUCUCUUGUUAAUUUUGAGUUCAAUUGAGUGGUGAGAAAUUGGUUUUUGGGGCUCUUUCCACCAUUAGAGCUUGAUUGGUUUAGGUAUCUUGGUUAUUUUCCCAUCCACUAACUGAAAUUCGGUAAAGUGGUUAUGGGUCUACUUAGUAUCUUUACUAAUUUCAAUUGUCUCUUUAAUUUACUCGAACAUGACAUGUUCUCAUAAAGAUGUUUUGCAUAUGAUGUGUUUGUUUUACUUUAUUGUGUCAUGUUUACUAAAUUGAGAGUUAUUUUGUUA
Molecule: messenger RNA, 1218 nt
Organism: Salvia splendens (bonfire salvia)
Lineage: Eukaryota; Viridiplantae; Streptophyta; Magnoliopsida; Lamiales; Lamiaceae
Exons: 1
Coding region: 285-905 (206 amino acids)
Source: RefSeq, a predicted model, not a curated record